AUGACAAGAAGGUCCAAUCCAAAUACAACCAUUGAAGAAGAUCUUGACAUUGACCAACUUGAGCGCACACUUAGGCGGCUAAGAAGAGAAAGAAUGAAUCCAGGCGGAGAAGGCGCGCCAAAUAGGCCACACAACCCGCCAGACCAAGAGAGGAGAGCCAAUGAUCCUCCUAAUCCAGCAGAAGCUAGAGCUGACCAGCCAGCACCGGCCAGAGACGUUCCUCCGCCCAAUCCGAACGCGCCCGAUGCAGCUGAGCCGCUACAGCCACCUCUUAACCCGCCGCGACCACCACCGGCGUUUGCAAAUGGACAUCAUCGUCACGGUGACAACCAAGGGAUGCCUUAA
Messenger RNA from Microthlaspi erraticum, 345 nucleotides. NCBI's taxonomy places the organism in Eukaryota, Viridiplantae, Streptophyta, Magnoliopsida, Brassicales, Brassicaceae. The record is from the annotation of a GenBank genome assembly.